AAAACAACAGAUCCCAUGCACAUAGUGUGAUGAUGAUGUGAGGUGGGAGACACGACUACCAAGCUCAACCCUACCGAAGUAGCGAUAGCCGUAUACCAAUAUUGCAGCGAUAAUUAAAUCAGAGACAUCACUAUGGGGAACUGUUACACAGUAGGACCAAAUGAAGCGUUGGUGGUAUCAGGUGGCUGCUGUGGCUCCGACUCAAAGACGUACACGGUUGGGGGCUGGGCCUGGGCGUGGUGGCUGGUCACAGACAUACAGAGACUGUCUCUGGAGAUAAUCACCAUCCUCUGUCGCUGCGAGGAUAUCGAAACUUCGGAGGGUGUCCCCUUGGAUGUGACAGGGGUCGCUCAGGUCAAGGUCACAUCUGACCAUGAGUUGCAGGUGUAUGCUUGCGAGCAGUUUCUGGGCAAAUCAGUGGAUGAGAUCCGAAGUGUCAUCUUGCAGACACUGGAGGGUCACCUGCGAUCCAUUUUGGGCACACUGACAGUGGAGCAGAUCUAUCAGGACCGAGAUCAGUUUGCCAAACUGGUGCGCGAGGUGGCAGCCCCAGAUGUAGGCCGCAUGGGCAUUGAGAUCCUCAGCUUCACCAUAAAGGAUGUGUAUGAUAAAGUGGAGUACUUGAGCUCAUUGGGAAAGACCCAGACCGCUGCUGUGCAGAGAGAUGCCGACAUCGGAGUGGCGGAGGCAGAGAGAGACGCAGGGAUCAGGGAAGCUGAAUGUAAGAAAGAGAUGAUGGAUGUGAAGUUCCAAGCAGACACUCUAAUGGCGGAUUCUAAACGUGAACUGGAGAUGCAGAAAGCUUCUUUCAAUCAAGAAGUUAACACGAAGAAAGCUGAAGCUCAGUUGGCCUAUGAGCUGCAGGCUGCGAAGGAGCAGCAGAAGAUCCGAUUGGAGGAGAUCGAGAUCGAGGUGGUCCAGAGGAAGAAGCAGAUCACCAUUGAGGAAAAAGAAAUCAACAGGACGGAAAAGGAGCUCAUCGCCACAGUGAAGCGACCGGCCGAGGCUGAAGCCUACCGCAUGCAGCAGGUGGCCGAAGGACAGAAGGUUAAGAAAGUGCUGACUGCCCAGGCCGAGGCUGAGAAGAUUAGGUGCAUCGGUGAGGCAGAGGCCGCCUCCAUCGAGGCUGUGGGCAAGGCCGAGGCAGAGAAGAUGAGGCUUAAAGCAGAAGCUUACCAGCAGUACGGAGAGGCAGCUAAGACUGCCCUGGUCUUGGAGGCUCUGCCCAAGAUUGCUGCUAAAGUGGCAGCACCGCUGGCCAGGACCAGCGAGAUCGUAAUCUUGAGUGGCGAUGGGAACCGCGUGACUGGCGAGCUCAACCGCCUGCUGGCAGAGCUGCCCGUGUCUGUGAACGCACUUACCGGAGUGGACCUGACUAAGAUUCCACUCCUACAGAAGUUGACCAGUGCUCAGGCAUAGACAUGCUCACUAUAUGCACUCACCCCUGCCUUCUCCAGGAGACACGCAAAACUACAGUUCUCUCCUACCAGGAAAAAAAAUUGAAAUUACCUACACCUCAACAGCCUUAUAAUCAUCAUUCGCAUGAAUUUGUUUUUCAGUAUCUAAAUGUAUAGACCUAGACAGCAUUGCAUGGAAAACCACUCACAUUUAGCUGCACUUGCAAGCCUGUAGCAAGUUUACAUUUAGUGGAAUUUGGUUGUGCCUUGUUGUUCAUUGUCUUUACCCAAGUGGCUUGACAGCCAAACCGCUUCUUAUAAUCUGGAAGCGGAGUUUUAAUUCAUUCCUGUGUCUAUCUUCAUGUCCAGCUCACAUGUUGAUAGAAACAGAUGGAUUUGAGUGCAGGUGCAGAACAUCUCUUCUCUUGACAUGAUUGUGUUGUCCAAGCGAUAGUUUGAUGAGUAGUGCUUAUUUACUAACCUCAUUCUGAGUCUUGUAAUGAAGAUGCUGCCAAACAGCAGGGGUCAAUUAUUUGUUUUGUUUGUUUUUUUUAAAAAUGAUUUUUAUAUAGCUAGAAUUUAGUUUUAAAGAUCCUUUAUCUACCUGUCUCUGGUUCUUACAGCUUUUGUGUAUGUCUUUAUUCUGUACUGUUAGACCGUGAUACUGCAGAGAAAAUUAUGGUGACCUGUAUUAAAAAAUGUACGUAAAAUCUAUUUACAACACAUCACUUGCAUUCACACACACACAGAAGCGCACUAACACAUGUAUGUCAGUCUAUAAAUGUUGGUUAGGCCUUCUGUAGAGGUCAUAACACACAUUGUAAUGUGUUUGGUCUCUAUUGUUUAAUUUGUUACUGAUCUUUUUUUUUUUUUUUUUUUUUUACUUCAAACGUCCUGGUAAAAGUUAUAUUUGUAGUUUUGCAGUCUUUCACAAUAUAUCCCAUAUUUACCAUAAACAUAUGCAUUUAGCUAUUUCUGUUUUUGUUUAUCUGUGAGCUGCCUGCUUGUAGUUCUCAAGAAUCCAUCCUUUUGUUGAAAUGUGAUUUUGUACGUACAACAGGUAUUUUUUCUUCUUUGUUUUAUUUUAUUUUUUACACAUAUACACAUAUGGGAAUGACAAACCACUGAUGUUGCCUUGGUAAUUUGUGAAAACAUUGUGACCUCAGGUCUGAGAUGUUCAUUAAAAACAAAAAUCAUUUUACUUUUACAAAAAUGUUUUGCCAUUUCGUAAUUAUGUUGAUCAUCAGUAAUGUCUUCUCUCUGUAGGACAUGUUGCCAAAAAAUAAAAGAAAAACUAUCUUACUGUUCUUUCUCACUGUAGACAGAAUGCAUGACCAUCAGGCGGCACCCUGGGGGCAGGUCUAAGUAUAUGGUUUAUUGACAAACCUAGGAGUCCUGUGAUUUACCACUUUCUCUGUGCUAAAUUUUCCCAGUUAGUCACUGAAUCAUGCACUUGGAAUACCUUUCAGGUAAUGUCUCAUCAAUGUCUGCAAGUGCUACAGCUGUCUGGAAUUAUCGUAAUGUUAGUGGAUUUGAGUACCACGUUAUCGCUAAUGACUAGAUCCACUCACAAGUGCCCUCCAGCAGGCAUUCCUCCAGAAAACAAUGAUCUUUGGUAAAUCGAGCUUUCUUUGUAUCCUACCUACUGGUGUCUACCUCCGAGACAAAUUGUUAGCUGUGGAGUAAGUGAUUGCUUUGAGACAUCCUUAGUGCCUUUAUAGUUCCAGUAGCAAACUCAAGAGUGCUAACAGAGUAAGCUCUAGUGUACUCCAGAUCACCUUGUGCACAAGGCGUGUUGGUAUGCACUGCACUGGCCCUGUUGCUUUAAAGGCUGAAAAAUCUUUUUUUUUUUUUUUUUUUUUUUUUUUAACUAACCAUGGACUAACCAUGACUUAUGAAGAUAUAAGGUUGUAGUAAACAAUUUCUCUAUAUGCCUUUAACUUUAUCUAUAACUUUGUUAAGUUCUCUAAGGAUUAAUAUUCACCUAUUUCUUCUUGUACUUUAUGAUUCAGAAGGUGUAUUUGUUCGAGAUGUGUCCUGUAAUGACUUGUAAACGCAGUUGCACUGAUUUGUAUCAUGGAAUCAGAUGUAAUCAUUAUGCUUUUACAUAUUGAAAUCACUGGAGCAUUUAUGUGAUCAUAACUUGUAUUCAAAGUUGUUUAUUUAUACUGAUAAAAAUCACAUGAGAUGGUCA
This is a messenger RNA of Alosa alosa (allis shad), 3591 nucleotides long. RefSeq names its product flotillin-2a. Bases 133 to 1419 code for a protein of 428 amino acids. Gene Ontology annotation, cellular component: plasma membrane. NCBI's taxonomy places the organism in Eukaryota, Metazoa, Chordata, Actinopteri, Clupeiformes, Clupeidae. The transcript is spliced from 11 exons. The record is from RefSeq and is a predicted model, not a curated record. Gene Ontology annotation, biological process: regulation of myoblast differentiation; protein localization to plasma membrane.